GCAAGUCAUGAAAAAGGCAAAUGGAUAUAAGCCUUGGAUCUUUGACAUAACAUUUGAUGCUUGCAAAUUUAUGAAAGACAAAUCAAACAAAGCCGCUAAAGUUAUAUUCGAUCUCUUCAAGGACUUUUCAACUGUCAACCACUCGUGUCCUUAUGUGGGUAGAAAUGGUCUAAUGGGCUUUUAUCCAGCAGUCGAUAAACUUCGACUUCCGCUGCCAACUGGCGAUUACCUCAUUUUAAUAUCGUGGAAAUUUUAUAAUAAACUUCAAUUCGUGACAAAUGUUUACUUUACAUUUGUGGAGGAUUAUUAA
Drosophila nasuta is the source of this 310-nucleotide messenger RNA. RefSeq lists its product as uncharacterized. The coding region runs from base 8 to 310 and encodes 100 amino acids. The record is from RefSeq and is a predicted model, not a curated record. Lineage: Eukaryota; Metazoa; Arthropoda; Insecta; Diptera; Drosophilidae. The transcript has 2 exons.